CUGCGCUCGUCCUUGUCAAACGCUCGCUGUGGUCAUGCUAACCGCCUCGGAGCGUUGACAGGAGUAGUGACAGCAGAAACACAACAGCAUGGACGGCGCCAGUCACUUAAAGUCACUGCAGAGCUCAUGAAUUAAGACAAACGCGUGGAAGGCAGCGUCUUCAACACAAGAAACCUCUUUAUUAAGCCUGAAGACUGACGUUACUGUUAUUACUUCCACAACGCUGUCGACGAGAGUAACAUUAAUGUAGCGGCGAGCUAACGGCCAGCUAACGUCACCUGCUAGUUGGCUAACUUUCCAACAACCUGCUGGCGACUUGAAGCAGCCCACCGAGUGAGAGGUAUAAAAGCAUCGCAAGUCUGCAGGCUGGUGUCAUAAUCUAAAGCUCUCAGCGCCUGGUGUUGCUGCCUCCCACUGUGGUUGAAUUCAUGAGCACGCUCAGUGACAGCCGUGUGUAGUCCUCGGGAAUGGGGAGUGGAGUCCAGGAACAGCGGGCAUCACUCACACAGGGAGAAGUGCUGCCGCGGGCUUCCUCCAGUCAGUCAGAGGGCCUGAAGCACACUCGGUCUGUCAUCAACUCGCUCUUCUCCGGGGCUUUAGCAGGAGCUGUGGCCAAGACAGCUGUCGCCCCAUUGGACAGGACUAAAAUCAUCUUCCAAGUGUCUUCAGCAAGAUUCUCUGCCAAGGAGGCCUACAGGUUGAUAUACCGCACCUACCUGAAGGAUGGCUUCUUUAGUUUGUGGAGGGGGAACUCUGCCACCAUGGUGCGAGUCAUCCCAUACGCUGCCAUCCAGUUCUGUGCACACGAGCAGUACAAGGGGCUGCUGGGUGGCUACUAUGGCUUUCAGGGGAAAGUCUUACCUCCAUUUCAAAGGUUACUGGCGGGAUCUAUGGCCGGUACCACGGCAGCCAUGCUGACCUAUCCUCUGGAUAUGGUGCGAGCUAGGAUGGCUGUAACACCAAAGGAAAUGUACAGUAACAUUCUGCACGUGUUUGUGCGGAUAUCCCGAGAAGAGGGCCUGAAGACGCUGUAUCGUGGCUUUACUCCCACCAUUCUGGGUGUUGUGCCCUACGCAGGUCUCAGCUUCUUUACCUAUGAGACACUGAAGAAAAUGCAUGCAGAGCGCAGUGGGCGCUCACAGCCCUACUCAUAUGAACGAUUGGCGUUCGGAGCCUGUGCAGGUCUUAUCGGCCAGUCAGCGUCCUACCCUCUGGACGUGGUACGACGCCGCAUGCAGACUGCAGGAGUCACGGGUCACACGUACGGCACCAUCCUAGGCACCAUGAGGGAAAUUGUUUCUGAAGAAGGGGUUAUCCGUGGACUCUAUAAAGGUCUCAGUAUGAACUGGGUCAAAGGACCCAUUGCGGUAGGAAUAAGCUUCACCACCUUUGACCUCACGCAUAUUCUCCUGAGGAAGCUGCAUCAGAUGGGUUAUACGACUCGAUAAUGACUGCACACAGAGAAGGAAAACAUGAUGGGAUGAUGAGAUCCCCUUGUACACCCUCUGAAGAGAAACAAAGAAAGUUAGAAAGUGAAAAGAGUGAGUUGCUGGAUAGAAGCAAACACACACUGGCUCAGGACUGGUGGGUAAUAUUAAUGCAUUCUCUCGCUUUAUCUGUGUGCAGCGGGGACGUGCAGUCCCUGCAAGCGUGAGGUAUGUUGGAUGGUACCGAGUACCUGUACACACUGUUGUCUUGUACAUCUAAGUGCAAUAUCCUCAGUUAUUUUUAUGUGUGUAUGUGUGUACACAUAAGUUCUGCCUGCUCUCUCUCCUGCCCGUGUGGACCAGGCCUGUGAGCGUAUUUGUAAAUCAGAGAAUUAAGCCUUGCGUGUCCACUAAAACUGACACCUUCCAAUGCAAUGCGGGAUGCCAGUCAUUGACUUUUAAUAUGGAUUUGAUUUCAUAAGAGAAAUAUUCGCCCCCUUGAGAUUUGUUAAGUUGUGAGUGAGUUUGUUUUAAGGAAUUAUACCAAAGGUUGGGGUAUGAGCUAGUUGCAGAAUAUAUAAUAUUAGAGGUGUUAAGUAUAUUAAAGCACAGACGUUCUGUGUAGAGCAAAAAUCUUGCACAGCACAAAGGUAACAGCAUUGUCGCUGCCGUCAAAUGGCCAGUUUUUGUUUUGAGUUGAAUAUAUCCUGAAGGUUGAAUUCACAGAUUUUUAUUUGUAGUUUAGCUACUGUGCUGACAGAUGAACUAUAUUUUAUGCCAGUGCCAACAGCUAUGAAGUGUAAAGAGUGCCCAUAUUAUUUUGUUUGUCGCUGUAAUCAUAAUGGGCAUUUUAAGGUAUUGUCAAUUGUGAUAAAUAGUUUUGUUGUCUCAAGUAUUACUUCAGGUGAUUAGACAGAUUUUUACUCAGAAAGACUUCAGUGUGACAGUUCCAGUUUCACCUUCUACUGACAUACAACAGUGUGACACACAUGCAGAUAUCUCAUGGGUCAUUUUCCAAAUGUGAGAAAAUAUACACUAAUUUAGCAGUUAAGUAGGAACACCUGUACAGUGUAACAUAAUCCAAUACAACAGCCCUGCAAUGAAUACUACCUUAAGAAGUUUACAAUGUUCCAUUGUUGUUGACACUGCGUGAAAGGCGUUGCUUUACCUCCUUUAUUCUUUCCGUGGGAUUGUUUUAGAUUACAGUAUAUUAAGAGGUGUUUCUAUUAUUCUGUGCACCUCUGGUAUGUAACUGGUGAAGGACACACACACACAGUCUCAUAUACAGUAUACAAAUGUUGUCUUCCAUUUGCUGUGUGUUAGCUGCAUCGUGUUUUGUUUAAAACUUUAAAGACAAGAGUUGAGAGUUCGACUUGUCACAGAAAUAACUUUUUCGUUGCAACAUCCACAUCUUAGAGCGGCAGCAGCGUUUGCUUUCGUUAGCUUGACUGGAAAUCUGUCCACAACUAGUGAAGAAAUUAUUUGUUCUCCGUUACAAGCAUAAUUUAGUACAUUUAAGUGCUUUCUCAGUAUUGAACUUUACCUCAGCACAUAAUCAAAUGAAUUUCCUACAUAUCAGUGUUUUAUGUGCCCUCGUGUCAAAAAUGUGACUAGGUGAUCCAUUUUCAUUUGAAAAUAUGUGGAACAGUGUUAACAGUAUUGAUACAGGCUCACUGUCUUUGCAGAGUGUCAAUAGUUUCUAUACUUAGACCACACAUACCAAGGCAGAAUGGCCGAGCAGCUGGCUUCAGAGCCAAGUGGAGCAGAGGGCAUGAAGGUGGCACCUUUACCAGAAUAAAGCAGGAGGGUUUGUCUGUGGGGGUGAGGUAAAAUAAGUUAGUCAAAAAAAAACAAACAAAAAAAAAACACAAACCUGUGUAGUUUUUUGUUUAAAAAAACAAACUCUAAAGUAAUAUUUUAAUUGCUUACAUGUUCUGACAAGAAACAAAUAUUGAUUGUAUAAAGUUCUGUAGAGAAGCUACUGUUUGCAUUUGCGAAAGUCAGUUUGUUUUCACCGUUAACUGAUACAUUUGUUUGUUCAUUAACUAAUCAGUUUAUAGAUUUUUUUUCUGGGAUUAUUCCUGUUGUGGGAUCAUUUUAAAUUGCUAAUGCUGAUACAAUACUACAGUACUGUUCUGAUCAUUUACUUUAGAGCAACAUUACAUAGAAAUUGAUACUUUUGCAAUUUAGCAUUCUCAUUUCCAGUGUGCAGUGCCACUGUCAUAAAUUUGGACAGAUGUACACAAUGUAUUGUCAUGAUUAUAUUGUAAUAAAAAACUAGGAGACAAUUUUGCCAAAUUGUGGCAAAACAUAGCAGCCAGCUAAAUUUCCUGCUUGCUCAGCUCUGGUUCUGGCAUGACGCUGGCUCGCCCCCCAUCUGCAUUCCCUUGCGCCUGGGCCUGAAAACCUCCCCUUCCUGGUAUAUUUAACAUUGAGAGUCACAGAUGUAUUUAACAAUGAGAGUCACAGAUAACUUCACAUUAAAUAACAUUGUUAAUAUAUUUAUAAAAAAUAAAAUACUACAAUACUAAAACUUUAAUUAUACACCAAAACCAGAAAAUAUUUUCUCCAUCAAAUAUGAUCCAGUUUUACUAAAACUACAUAAUUACAUACUUGUCGUGGGACGUCUUGACCGGAGCACAAGUUAAAGUUAAAUAAUGCAGGAACAGCACAAGCUUUAUAUACAAUCAGUGUUCUAAAACACAAGGAGAACCUUUUGCCUGAAUAAAAUUGGUAAAAUUAGGAUUUACAUCACAAAAAACGAUGAGAUAAUUGAUGAAGCAAGACUUUGUUGUCUGCUUUAAUACUCACUGCUCAGGACACAUUUCGUUAGUACCAAAAAAAGUGUUGAGACUUGAUGCACAGCCCUGUCCAGUAGGCGACUGAACUUUACCCCCUGACCUGCUUUUAUGUCACAAACUUUAUCAUUUUAUCACCUCUUGGUGUUGUGAUCGUUUUCCUCAUUGUGCAGAGAAUCGGGAGAAUGGUAGCAGUGCUCUGGGGACAGACACAUAAACAUAGGUAGAUAUAUCCUCAUCAGUCAGCCGCAGGAAACAACUACUCACUCGGGUUAACAGCAGAACAGUAGAUGCAAGUUUUGUCUUUUUAAUAUCAGUGUGUUAUCUUUACACCUUGCCUUAGGUAGCAGGAGGGAGAGUGUGUAGCUGAGUUUAGGAAACCUGCAGAUGCUCUGAGCUGAAGCAUGCAAAGUAGUACAAAGUAUAUAGUAACUGAAAGCCUAGUAAAGGGUAGUUACUGACUAAGUGCCUAACAAGGAAUAGUAACAUUUUACUAUGUCUGAGCUACUUCUACUAACCUUUUUAAAGGUUGCUUCCAUUUUCUAGCCUUGCUUUGGUCUUGAAGUUUCGAGUAUUUAUUGGGGCAGCAGAUGAUUUAAAGGUGGUUUGAAGUUUGGGGAUUGUCGGACCUCAGUGACUGAAUGUAUUACUUCAGGUCCAGUUUUUGUAUGUGAAUUUUUGUAAAACUUAAAUUGCCUUGUAGGGUAUUUGCUCUGUUGACAUAGAUGAUCCUUGGCUCCCUAACAGGCUCGACCAAUCCAUUCCAACUAGCACAGGACUAAUAUGAGGAAUUCAUGAAGACUUAACCCCCGCCCCCCAAACAUUUUAUGGUUAUUUGUACCCUGAUUGGAGAAGAGUUAAGUUUAUUGUCGUGUUAUCACCUCUCCAUUGAUCGAUCAUAGAUCAAAUGAGAUGUGUAAAUGCGUGAUUAAAUACACUACGUUAUGGAGAACUGACAGUAAGCUUGAAAAAACCCCAGACAAUCAUGAAAUGCCAAACAAUUAUAUGUUUUUGUUUUAAAAGAAAAGUUUUGUUGAGAACCCGACAGUGGCUUAAUAAGGAGGAAUACUGGAACUCUGGUUAAAGAUGUGAUUUUAUUUGCCCUCGUGAAAGCAGAUUUAAUUGUUUUAACCCGAUUUGUGGGUAAUCCUACAUAGACGUGCAGACAGACAAUACUACCGUGUUUGCAUGUUUACAACAGAUCGUCUUGUAUUAUUUGUGUUUUCAGCGCCGCAGUGAUACGUCGGCUGUUUUGUAAAUCCUAGUGAUUUGUGCCAACUGAAUGUAAACCUACUAAUACCGCACCCUGUGUCCAGUCUCUAGUGAUGAUGGUGUAUCUGUAGGAAAGUUUUGAAAUAUCAAAUUCUCAAAUAAAACUGGAUGUUGACAACA
Larimichthys crocea (large yellow croaker) is the source of this 5617-nucleotide messenger RNA. It is a transcript of the gene slc25a42, whose product is annotated as solute carrier family 25 member 42. Gene Ontology annotation, biological process: transmembrane transport. The record is from RefSeq and is a predicted model, not a curated record. Gene Ontology annotation, cellular component: mitochondrial inner membrane. The coding region runs from base 468 to 1448 and encodes 326 amino acids. Lineage: Eukaryota; Metazoa; Chordata; Actinopteri; Sciaenidae. The transcript is spliced from 8 exons.